GGCGAUUAAAGACUUCCGCCGCGGGCUCAACUUCGCGACAACUUCUUGCGGCAGCCACAGCAGCCACGCCAAAUUCCACUCAUCUGGCCAAUAAACAUUGCUCGAUUUGUACAAAUCCUGGUUACACUUUCCGUGCGAAGCACAUCACUCGCUCGAAAAGUCAAUGAAGCGUUUGCGCAGACAGCGAACGCGAACACAAAAGAAAACGCACGAUGUUGCUGCCCCAGGCUGCGAACUUACACUUUUACACGUCUAACGCGUUCGGCUUAGGUUUCGCCAACUGCUAGCACUUCAGGGAUGGCAAUUAGCUCCCAGGGCUGCGCAGUCGAACAUCAGCGUUUUGGCAUUCUUUUGCCCGCUAAACCGCCAGGGCUGCAAAAGAGGGCGCGUUCAGCAGGGAGUAACGAAAAGUGAUUACCGAUUCGAUGGGUGGAUGUUGUAUCGAUAAACGAAUUUACAACGAAAUCUUUGAAAACAUAAUAAUUGUACAAAUUGUUAAUACGAUCAAAUGUGAUAAUUCGUAGAAAUAGGGAGUCAACAGUUUAGCAUUUUUGAAAUCUGGGAA
Drosophila suzukii is the source of this 565-nucleotide messenger RNA. The record is from RefSeq and is a predicted model, not a curated record. NCBI's taxonomy places the organism in Eukaryota, Metazoa, Arthropoda, Insecta, Diptera, Drosophilidae.